Messenger RNA from Manihot esculenta (cassava), 2840 nucleotides. Its product is annotated as dihydrolipoyllysine-residue acetyltransferase component 1 of pyruvate dehydrogenase complex, mitochondrial. Gene Ontology annotation, molecular function: acyltransferase activity. The transcript is spliced from 20 exons. Gene Ontology annotation, biological process: pyruvate decarboxylation to acetyl-CoA. Gene Ontology annotation, cellular component: pyruvate dehydrogenase complex; mitochondrion. Lineage: Eukaryota; Viridiplantae; Streptophyta; Magnoliopsida; Malpighiales; Euphorbiaceae. The record is from RefSeq and is a predicted model, not a curated record. Bases 882 to 2528 code for a protein of 548 amino acids.
GCUUGACCAAAGAUAACUUUCUUCUCCUCUUCUACUGAAACCCUAUUCUUGAAAUUCUUGAUUCAUGGAAGUACAAACUUUGGUACAACUUUUUCUUAAUAGAGUGGAGGAAAUUCUGGAUAGAAGAUUAAAAGAAUGAGAUGAGUGGCUGGAAAAAAGAUUUGAAAAAGUGAUUCAGGAAAUGAAAAGAUUGGAUCAGAAAAUGGUAAGGUUAGAUCAUAAAAUGGAAACAGUUGAGCAGUCAAUUCAAGUGAAUGGAGAGGGUUGCAGUCUUCGUUAAUAAAGAUCAACAUUUUGAAAACCCAGUGAGGAACAAAAUACCUUAUGUGAAACUUCCAGAAAGAAAGACAAGGGCACUGAGAUGGAGCAGAAUUUUUUGCUGAUAUGCGUUGUGUAAGUGAGGUCUAUGAGGAGGAGAAUGAUGAAGAUGGUGAUGACGGGAGACUAGAAUCUGCAAUGGGGAAAGCAGAAGCUAUAAUUGAAAUUCUUGCUGUAGAAAUUAUUGGGAAUGUUCUUGAAACUGAGAAAGAUAAAGGACUUGCAAAAAAUGUUGAUACUGUAAGCAUUUGGCUGAAUUUUAGGAGACAAGAUAGUGAGUUCAGCCGUUGUAAUCCUGUAAGUCUCAUGGAAGAUGAACACAAAAUAUUGAGAAGGGAAAGGAAGAAAGUUUAGCCAUCAAAUGGAAUCGUGAUUUUGAAGGAAUAAGCAUGGGAAAUUUGGAGAAGAAAGAGUGCAUACUAUCACCUGCAACUUUUUGGCCGCGUUCUUUGGGACAUUGGUGCUGAAGCAUGUGAUGGAAGUUAACAUUUGUGAUAAUGUGAUUCCAAAUUCAGGGGAUUAACUGUGCAGCAGAAGAGCUUCCACCUCAUGCGGUCAUUGGAAUGCCUGCUUUAUCUCCUACAAUGACUCAAGGUAAUAUUGCAAAAUGGAGGAAGAAAGAAGGGGAUAAGAUAGAAGCGGGUGAUGUACUGUGUGAAAUAGAGACAGAUAAAGCUACAGUUGAGUUUGAAAGUCUUGAAGAAGGCUUUUUGGCAAAAAUCUUGGCACCUGAAGGUUCAAAGGAUGUUCCUGUAGGACAGCCCAUUGCAAUAACGGUUGAGGACGCAGAUGAUAUCCAAAAUGUGCCAGCAACUGUCAGCAGUGGAGCAGAGGUUAAAGAGGAAAAAUCAUCUGAAAGGGAUUCCCAUAGUGAAGACAAGGGAACCACCUCUGAUAAGCUGAGCACAUCUGAACUUCCUCCUCACAUUGUUAUUGGAAUGCCAGCAUUAUCACCAACAAUGAACCAAGGUAAUAUUUUCAAGUGGAGAAAAAAAGAAGGAGACAAGAUAGAAAUGGGCGAAGUCAUAUGUGAGAUAGAGACAGACAAGGCCACCCUUGAAUUUGAAAGUCUUGAAGAGGGGUAUUUAGCUAAGAUACUGGCACCUGAAGGUUCAAAGGAUGUAGCAGUGGGACAACCCAUUGCAGUCACAGUUGAAAAUUCUGAUGAUAUUGAAACUGUAAAGACUAAUUUUAGUGGUAGCAUGGAGGUGAAGGAAGAAAUAUCGCCCCGUCGUGAUUCAAAGGAUGAUGGUAGAGAAGAAAAAGCAAGUUUUACAAGGAUCAGUCCUGCUGCUAAGUUGCUGAUUUCAGAGCAUGGAUUGGAUGCAUCAUCACUAAAAGCAUCAGGUCCUCAUGGCACUCUUCUUAAGGGUGAUGUUUUGGCUGCAAUUAAAUCAGGAAAGGGAUCUUCAAGCAAACCUUCACCUAAGGGUAAAGGUGCUCCAUCUCCCCCAAAAGGCUUACAAGCUUCAACCACAGCUUUACCAGAGUCUUACCCACAGCAGUCAGAUUCUUUUGAAGAUCUUCCAAAUACUCAAAUUCGCAAGGUCAUAGCUAGAAGGUUAUUGGAAUCAAAACAGACUGCACCUCAUUUAUAUUUAUCAACAGAUGUUAUACUGGAUCCUCUUCUUGCUUUCAGAAAGGAACUCAAAGAGCAACAUGAUAUUAAAGUGUCAGUAAAUGACAUAGUCAUCAAAGCUGUUGCGGUUGCACUAAGAAAUGUACCAGAAGCUAAUGCAUACUGGAAUGUUGAGAAAGGGGAAAUCGUUUUGUGUGAUUCUGUAGACAUAUCAAUUGCAGUUGCUACUGAGAAGGGCCUAAUGACUCCUAUUGUUAGGAAUGCAGACCAGAAGUCCAUUUCGUCAAUCUCCUCAGAGGUUAAGCAACUAGCUGAGAAAGCUCGUGCAGGGAAGCUUGCUCCGAAUGAGUUUCAAGGAGGGACGUUCAGCAUUUCAAACCUGGGAAUGUAUCCAGUGGAUCAAUUUGCUGCAAUUAUAAAUCCUCCACAGGCUGGCAUCCUAGCUGUUGGUAGAGGGAAUAAAGUUGUUGAACCGGUAGUUGGAAUUGAUGGAACGGAGAGGCCUGCAGUGGUCAACAAAAUGAACUUGACAUUAUCUGCUGAUCAUCGUGUUUUCGAUGGCAAAGUUGGAGGUGCAUUUCUCUCAGCUUUGCGUUCCAACUUCAGCGAUAUCAGGAGACUUCUUCUGUAAGGCCCUCAAACUAACAAUUGGGUUUCGAGAAAUAAGACGUGACAGAGGAUGUCAUGCUAAAGCAAGGUAGGAAAUUUUCCAAGCCCUGGUGCCAAUUUGUUGAAGGAAAUAUUUUUCAGCAUUGCAAAUUGCUUGUGAUGUGCUGUUUUUACAAAAUUUUGCAUUCAUUCAACCCUUCCUUUUAGUAGUUAGAAUUGAACGCUGAUUUUCAGGUGUUGAUUCAGGCAAGAUUUUUGCCAUAUGUAUCAUGCUCUAAUUCGAGGUUUAUUUCAAUAAGAAUAAAUUACAAUGUGUGAGCAAAUUAUGGAAAAA